Messenger RNA from Erpetoichthys calabaricus (reedfish), 5961 nucleotides. RefSeq names its product zinc finger protein 665-like. The transcript is spliced from 3 exons. The record is from RefSeq and is a predicted model, not a curated record. Gene Ontology annotation, molecular function: RNA polymerase II transcription regulatory region sequence-specific DNA binding; DNA-binding transcription factor activity, RNA polymerase II-specific. The coding region runs from base 394 to 3165 and encodes 923 amino acids. Gene Ontology annotation, biological process: regulation of transcription by RNA polymerase II. Gene Ontology annotation, cellular component: nucleus. NCBI's taxonomy places the organism in Eukaryota, Metazoa, Chordata, Cladistia, Polypteriformes, Polypteridae.
CAAGAACAAGUGGACGCGCUAAAUGGGUUGGGAGUCACGUUUCCUGGUCGCACGUUGAUGACGCAGUUUAACUUCGACUACAUUCCUUUCACUAAGCUCUUCUCGCGCUUCACCUGUUUAGACUUUUUUCAGUACAAGAACAAGCAAAAGAACAGAAGGUGAGACGAAGCCGAGCACGGGCGUUGAGUGCGGAGCGAAUGAUUUGGAUGAGAGGCAGUGUGGCAUGCUGAGGGGUUUCGGAUAUUUAAGCGGCUCAAGACAUCGUGGGGAUAAAAUGCUCAUCCAGUGAGGUUUCUCUUGACUUCCAGGCCAUACCUGUCCACAUGCGGAGGGGAUUUUAGAAGAGAAGAACAGACAAUUGGGAGAGAGAGAGAGAAGAGUUUAACACAGAGCAUGGCCCUGGCCAAAGACAAUGGCACUGCUGAAAGACUGGCCCACGUUAAACAAGAGGACUGUGAGCAGUGUGCCCCAGAUGAUUUGUGUGUGAAGGAGGAGGAGUAUGAAGGAAGAAUUUCAGAUUUUCAACUCGGGGAGACCACGGAGGUUAAAGUUGAGGAUUCAAAGGAUUUCUCAGUUAGCCUUAGAGUGCAAACGCAUGAAGCUGUGAAUAUUUUUAAGAAGGAUGUCGAUGAAGAAUCUCACUCCAGUUUACAGCUGCCAUUCACUAAUAUGGAACAACUGGCUUCCCAGCAGAAUUCUCUGGAAUUGAAAUCUGAGUUAGUCAAGUUUGAAGAGAAAAUCAGUGAUAAUGAUGAUGAAGAAGAGCAGCCAGUUAGUGAUAUUGGAAAAAAUUUUCAAGAGAAUAGUAGCUUCUCACCUUCUUCAUUUGCUCAGCCUAUUCUUCAGUACAGAUUGCAGCAAAACCAGGACAAAGAGAAGAAGAAGAAAUCAGAAAGAAGAUCGGAUGAUUUGACAGCAGGCUAUUUGCAGGAUAGUUCUCUUCCUGUUAUCAAAAUAACACAGGUGGGAGUCAUCCACCCUGAUCAAGAAGGGCAUAAGCAAACCAGAAUUCACAGUACCAAGAAGUCUCACUGUUGUUCGGAAUGUGGUAAACAAUACGUACGCAUAAGCAUGCUUCAGAGGCACUUAAGAACACACACUGGAGAAAAGCCUUUUUGUUGCUCUGAAUGUGGUAAAAGAUUCACUCUCAAAAGUACUCUUCAGACACACUCAAGAAUUCAUACUGGAGAGAGACCAUAUUGUUGUUCUGAAUGUGGAAAGAAAUUCACUAGCCAUUGCACUCUCAGGAAGCACAUGAAAGUUCACACUGGUGAGAAGCCAUAUUGUUGUUCUGAAUGUGGUAAACGAUUCUCUCUCAAAGGUACCCUUACGAUACACUCAAGAAUUCAUACUGGAGAGAGACCAUAUUGCUGUUCUGAAUGUGGAAAGAAAUUCACUAGCAAUAGCACUCUCAGGAAGCACAUGAAAGUUCACACUGGGGAGAAGCCAUAUUGUUGUUCUGAAUGUGGUAAACGAUUCUUACACGCGAGCAGUUUUAAAAGUCAUGCAAUACUUCAUACUGGAGAGAAACGCCAUUGCUGUUCUGAAUGUGGUAAACUGUUCACAUGGAAGUGCGGUCUUCUGAACCAUAGAAGAAUCCACACUGGAGAAAAACCGUAUUGCUGUUCUCAAUGUGGCAAACGAUUCUCUGACAGUAGCGGUUUUCGAAAGCACACACAGAUUCAUACUGGAGAAAAGCCAUUUGGCUGUUUUGAAAGUGGUAAACAAUUCUCACAUAAUUCCUGUCUUCACAAACACACAAGAAUCCACACUAGAGAGAAGUCAUUUUGCUGUUCUGAAUGUGGGAAACGAUUCAGUUACAGGAGCCAUCUUCAGAUUCACACAAGAAUGCACACUGGGGAAAAACCUUAUUGCUGUUCUUAUUGUGGAAAACGAUUCUCUUACAGUGGAUCUUUUCAUCGGCACAAACAAAUUCAUACUGGAGAGAUCCACAUUGGAGAGAAAAAAUAUUGCUGCUCUGAAUGUGGUAAAACAUAUUCAGUACUAAGUCAUUUUCAGAAGCACACAACAACACAUACAAGAAUCCGUACCGGCGAGAAGUCAUUUUGCUGUUCUGAAUGUGGGAAACAAUUCAGUAACAGGAGCAAUCUUCAGAGUCACACAAGAAUCCACACUGGGGAAAAACCUUAUUGCUGUUCUCAAUGUGACAAACGAUUCUCUGACAGUGGAUCUUUUCGUCGGCACAAACAAAUUCAUACCGGGGAGAAGCCAUUUGGCUGUUCUGAAUGUGGUAAACAAUUCAGUAACAGGAGCCACCUUCAGAGUCACACAAAAAUCCACACUGGGGAAAAACCUUAUUGCUGUUCUCAAUGUGGCAAACGAUUCUCUGACAGUGGAUCUUUUCGUCGGCACAAACAAAUUCAUACUGGAGAGAAGCCAUUUGGCUGUUCUGAAUGUGGGAAACGAUUCAGUAACAGGAGCCAUCUUCAGAGUCACACAAAAAUCCACACUGGUGAAAAACCUUAUUGCUGUUCUCAAUGUGGCAAACGAUUCUCUGAAAGUGGAUCUUUUCAUCGGCACAAAAAAAUUCAUACUGGAGAGAAGCCAUUUGGCUGUUCUGAAUGUGGGAAACGAUUCAGUAACAGGAGCAAUCUUCAGAGUCACACAAGAAUCCACACUGGGGAAAAACCUUAUUGUUGUUCUCAAUGUGACAAACGAUUCUCUGACAGUGGAUCUUUUCGUCGGCACAAACAAAUUCAUACUGGAGAGAAGCCAUUUGGCUGUUCUGAAUGUGGUAAACAAUUCAGUAACAGGAGCCAUCUUCAGAGUCACACAAAAAUCCACACUGGGGAAAAACCUUAUUGCUGUUCUCAAUGUGGCAAACGAUUCUCUGACAGUGGAUCUGUUCGUCGGCACAAACAAAUUCAUACUGGAGAGAAGCCAUUUGGCUGUUCUGAAUGUGGUAAACAAUUCUCACGUAAAUCCUAUCUUCUCAUCCACUCGGGUAUCCACACUGGGGAGAAAAAACAUUGCUGUCCUGAAUGCGGUAAACGAUUCUUACGAUUAUGCAGUCUUGAAAUACACCAAAGAAUUCAUACUGGGGAGAAGCCAUAUUGCUGUUCUGAAUGUGGUAAAAGAUACACCAGCAGUAGAAGCUUGCGUAAACAUACAAAAAUGCACACUGGAGGGAAAACCUUAUUAUAAAUAUCCAUCCAUCCAUUUUCCAACCCGCUGAAUCCGAACACAGGGUCACGGGAGACUGCUGGAGCCAAUCCCAGCCAACACAGGGCACAAGGCAGGAACCAAUCCCGGGCAGGGUGCAUUAUAAAUAUGAUUUAGGGAUCUAAUUUUUAUGUGUGCUUCGUAGACUCAAAAAUAUCCUCAUUGGACAGAAAUUUAGCCUUGAGUACUAUGUUAGUGGGAGAAGAUGGAGGAAGGAGUUAAAACGUCACCUGCCUAACUACUCAAGUCUUGAUUUUGUGCCUUUAUGUGGUAGGCUUCACUGUAUGAAAUGAAAACCAAAUCAUGUCAGCGCAAAACUGCUUCCUUAAUAAUUUAUUUUCAAAAAUAGUAAUGUCUAUUGCCUGUACAUCUCCAGGUAUAAAAAGGGUAGGUGAUGGUAGUAGCAAUAGUGCAAUAUCAACAAAUAAGGAUAAGAAGCCCCCUACUGUGUUAUCAGUCCAGAUGAAUAAUGUUGCUGGUUCCUCCAUAAUAGACCUGAUAAAGCCACACAAAUGUACCCUGUGCAAGAAAUUAAGGAGACUAGACCCAGUCCAGUUGUCAAUUGAAGGAAAAGAGGAGGUCAUGUAAUGCUUCUUUUCUGCAGCACACCCUGCAUUUUCAAGCAAAGGGAGAUGCCAUGAAUGGUUGCUUGUAAUUGGAAUUCAGAAAUGUAAUCUCAUGUUCCUAAUCAAGAAAAGAAAGCAUAUAGGUCAGCAGAAAUUAGAAUAUCUCUAAAGAAUAGCAAAAAGGAAGACGUGAAAAAAGUUGAAGAUAUGGCAGGUGCUAAACAGAAAUGGAGAAGGCCUGGGGUGAUGAGAUCAUGAGGGACAUCAUGUGGUGUAGCACUUACACCGUCUUGAAAGCAUCACUUGGAAAAUUGGAUAAAAAGAGAAAACAGGCCUAUCUGAAAAUAAAUUUAGGAGUAGACACUCAAAUAUGAUUGGACACACCUGAAAAAUAUCGAUUCUCAAAUAGUGAGACACUAACGAUAAAGGAGGAGGACCUGGAGGAACUGAAAAUGGAAGUAUGGCAAUCUGCAAAUGACUGUGAAAGUCAAACUCCACGAAUCACAAAUGAAUUCCACCCUGAUGAUCGACAGAAAGCAAUCAAUAAAGUAAAAUGCCAAAGAAAAUUUCCAAUACUUCAGAAAGAGCAAACCCACAAGAGUGAAAAGACUCAUCAAGAGUAGAUGUGACACCAUCAAUUGCGGUCAAAGAAGUUCAAAUAGCGACGGAGGAUCUCCUCGACCUAAUCGAGGCUGUCAAGUACACAGAAGUCCACGAAAGAGAGAAAUUACCGAGAAUAAUAUCGAAAGAAAUGUAAGUGAGGUAAACCUGGCCGUGUGGGAAUAGAGCAGGUGAUGUUUGAGUGUCCACAAUGAGAAGGUCUGGACUUGAGGCAGUUGAUGUUUGACUCUUCUUCACUUGUGUUUAAGAAAGCCACUUGCAUUAGCUAAAAAUUCAAACAUUAAGAGCAAAGACGAUUGACAACUUGUGACUUGAUUGAAUAGCCUGGCUUGCUUAUCUUGGUCCUGUCUGUAAAUUUCAAAUAGACCUUGUUUAGUCUGCAGAUGACAUUCUGAUCAGUCAUUAGGAUGGUCUGUGAUUCAUUUUUCAUAGCAGUCACUCUAUUAAACCUCUACAUCAUAAUUGGCGAUAAAACUCGUCUCCUCUUCAGUAAGAGCACACUGAAAAAUAAGAGAAAGGAAGAAUCAAAAAAAAUGAAACUCCUCCUUGGAGGAAGUGAAUGGUUCAAAAUAUGAAGACCUUGCGCCAUGAAUUGAAGCCUCCAUGGACUGAGUGAUCUCAUGGAAAGGUCUGGCAGAAAUACAACAGUUGAAGUAGCAGCUUUAGAUGUUAACAUGUCAGGGCCUCACCUUCACAAUGGCAACAAAUCAACUCUUAGAGUUUUACCAGAACUCAGAAAAAUUUUAAGAAGGAACAAACCAAAAAACAAAGAGAAGAUACGGAACAGACUAUCGAUGGGUAACCCAAAUAAACAAAGAUUCAGAAAAUUUUAAGUGGUGACGAUAUCCUGAGAGUAACGUGACCUCCAGACAAUAAAAAAAAAAAAAUGAGGAAUUUUGGAGGAACAUUUAUGAAGAUGAUGAAGAAUACAAUAAAACAAGCAGCACUCAUAAGCAAACUACAAACAGAAAAAGAAAUCAUCCAAGUACAAGAAACGCCAUGGAGUGAAGAAACAAACUGCUGAUAACUCGUCGUCCACAUGCUGCACCACCACACAUCUGGGUCAAGAAGCCAACAAUCCUGUUUUACGGUCCAACGUGUUCUUGUUUAAAGUGCUUAACUUUUUACAAUAGUGUUCAUUGCAUUCCAUUUUUUUUUAUGUUUUUCUCUUAUUAUUUUUUUAAUUAUGUAGUCUCAUUUUUAUUUUUUGUUGUUAUUAUUUAGUUUCUAUGCAUGUCAUCCUGUUCUCUGAUGUUUCAUGUAUUUUGUGAGUGGAUCCCCCAAAUGUGGGGCCACCUGUCCAUAUAUAGCUUUAAAACUAAUGUGUGUGUGUAUGUACUAUACUAUAUAUAUAUAUGUGCUAUGUAUAUUAAUAUAUAUACACACAUAAUUUUGACUCACCCUGUGUGUGUACAGUAUGUUUGUUGUGAAAGGCGCUAUAUAGCACCCGACCCGGCACAGACUGAGGCAGAGGCACGUACUUAAAUAAAACACUCUUUUAUUUUUCUUCAGCCGUGGGACACGCCUUCCCCAUGUCCCACAGGCCCAACACAGUCCCAAAAACACUCACAAUAACCACAACAAUCCUUCU